Messenger RNA from Tricharina praecox, 629 nucleotides. RefSeq names its product Cyanovirin-N. Lineage: Eukaryota; Fungi; Ascomycota; Pezizomycetes; Pezizales; Pyronemataceae. The transcript has 3 exons. The record is from RefSeq and is a predicted model, not a curated record. The coding region runs from base 93 to 413 and encodes 106 amino acids.
UACCUAUUCCCUUCUGUCCCCAUCACCCCUUCAUCCACCACCACACACCACAGCUUUACCCACCUACACCCUACCCACCACAAACACUCACCAUGUCCUUCCACCUCAGCUCCGAAGAAAUCUGCGUCGAGGACAACCGCAUCCUCGUGGGCCGGCUGCGCAAGGAGGACGGCUCGCUCAACGAGACCCAGAUCGAUCUCGACCAGUUCAUCGGCAACAACAACGGUCACUUCCAGUGGGACGGCGAAGGCUUCUCGGGCUCCGCCUCCAACGUACACUUCUCGAUCGAGGGAGGCGGCGAGGUUCCUGUCCUCCGUGCCAACCUGAGGGACGAAAAUGGCGAGGAGAAGUCCGCCGAUAUCAACCUGGCCGAGCGCGUGCAGAACCACAAUGGAGAGUUCGUUUUCGUGUAAAUACGAAAACGAUCGAUUGAAGAGAGCUGAGUUCGUAAAGGAUGGCGGUUCUUAUUCUUCGUUGUUUUGUCAGUGUUCGGGAGAAUUAUUGGGAGCCGGAAUAAACUCGGAUCUUCCAUCAAUUGCGUCGUUGCCAUUCUGGAGUGAUAUGUGAAGCUGUCCUGGAGCUUGCUUGGUGCUGGUGAUCGACCUGUAGCAAUCGCCCAUCCGGUUCCU